Mytilinidion resinicola is the source of this 1518-nucleotide messenger RNA. Its product is annotated as cytochrome P450 monooxygenase-like protein. The record is from RefSeq and is a predicted model, not a curated record. Gene Ontology annotation, molecular function: heme binding; iron ion binding; monooxygenase activity. NCBI's taxonomy places the organism in Eukaryota, Fungi, Ascomycota, Dothideomycetes, Mytilinidiales, Mytilinidiaceae. The coding region runs from base 1 to 1518 and encodes 505 amino acids. The transcript is spliced from 2 exons.
AUGACGGUCCUGCCAACGUUUGUGCAGUGCCUAGCGGCGGCCGUGGUAGCUGUGGUGGUGAGCGGUCUUGUCGUCGUCUAUCGCCUAACACUCCACCCCCUUGCUAAAUUUCCGGGGCCGAUCACGUGGCGGGCAACUCGGCUCCCAUGGGUACGCUAUACCACAUCGGGAUAUAUGUGGCGCAAAUUGGAGGAUCUCCAUCAACGACACGGGCCUAUUGUUCGGAUCGCGCCAAAUGAAUUGUCAAUAUGCUCGCCCCAAGCUUGGCCCGACAUCUACACCUCGCGGCCGAUCCUCCCGAAAGAGCCCUCCAGCCAGACACCUCCCCUGAAUGGCGCCGACUCGCUAUUCACAGCCAUUGGCGACGACCACCGUCGAAUUCGAGGUUCCCUCGCGGCCGGCUUCUCCGACAAGGCCUUACGGGAACAGUCGCCAUUGCUGGAGCAAUGGGCCAGCGAGCUGAUUGGCCGUCUGCGUAGAGAGCUUACAGACACCUCCGUCGUCGAUAUACACAAGUAUUUCGGGUACGCAGCGCUCGACACCAUCACCGACCUCAGCUAUGGCGGGCCCCUGGACGGGCUGGCAGGCCGCAACGAGCACAGCUGGAUGGACCGAUUCUUCCUCCACGGCCGCUUCAGCACCUUCCGCAUGUCUCUCUGCUGGUUUUAUCCGUUGGACAAGAUCCUAGACUUCAUCAUCCUGUCACUGACACGCCGCCAGCGGGCGCAAAACUGGGCUGUCUUUGGGGGAAAGAUCCUGGGUCGCAUUGCCAAGGGUGACAUGCCCGAUCGCGUGGACCUGAUAAACUCCGUGGUGGGCAAGGUAGCGGACGGUGUGGAGCAUGGGUCUAAGGGAAAGGGCAUCUCGCGAAACGAGCUCCUUUCGCACUCGCUGGCUUCUGUGAUAGCGAACUCUCAGUUGACCACAUCGGCAUUGACGACUUGUAUCUUCUACCUCCUGCAACACGAGCAAGCGCGGCAGUGUCUGGUCGAUGAAAUUCGUAACGCCUUCACCAGUGACGAGCAAAUCACCGUCCAAUCCACCCAGCCGUUGGUGUACUUGGAGGCCGUUAUUCAUGAGACACUGCGAGUUCACCAUCCAACGCCCAUUCUCCUUCCGCGUGUUGUGCCGCCUGAAGGACGUGUCAUUGAUGGCACGUUCAUCCCCGGCAACACCAUCGUUGGUGUCAAUCUGCACGUGAUUGCGACAAGCCCCUCGUUUUGGGUUGAGUCGCAUGCGUUUCGUCCAGAGCGCUUUCUGCCACCCUCGGACGAACGGUACGAUGCAAAGUUCAAUCAGGACGUCAAGGCGGCGUAUAUGCCGUUUUCCACUGGGCCGCGAAACUGUAUUGGCGGGAAGUUGUUCCUUGCCGAGGCGAGAGUGACGCUCACGAAGCUACUGUGGAAUUUUGAUGUUGUGUUGGCUGAUUCAAAUGUGAAUGAAUGGUUGGAUCAGGCUGCGUAUAUAGUAUGCGAGCCAAAGUCGCUGCAGGUCGAGCUUAUCGACCGGCGGAAGUAA